GAAUAGAUUGACAAUCCUUACCUUAUCAGCUUCACAACUUGAUUAGUAAUAUGACUUAAGUGGCAAGGGCAAAAGGGUAACUUCCACCCUUAAAUAUAUAAACCAAAAUUUGAGAAAACCUCAUUUAUCAUUCACUUGUUGCUUCAAAGUUCAGAACUUGAGGAGAGAAAAGAGAUAAAGGGCGAGUGGUGUGGAAAAUUCUUGUUCAAGCUUGAAGAUCCUUCUUUGCAUGUGUGAUAUUAGAGUACUUCGAAGAAGAAUCAAUGCUAAUUUGAGCAAGGCUUCAAGAAUUCAUCUUCAAAUUCAUCUCACUACCAUUAAAUUCAAGUUUUUAAGAGAGAAUGGAUAAUAUUACGGCAAGCGAAGUAGCUGGUUUGGCAGUGGGUGUUCUGCUUCUUUCUGCUACCAUUGCUGCUCCCAAAAUCGAUGUUUUCUUCUCUUCUUCUCAACGCAGCUCAUUGGGGUUGUGCAAGCGGUGUGGCAAUGUAGGAAGAACGGCUUGCGCUAAAUGCAAAGGAACCGGGUCGAUCAAAGAAGGAGGGUUACUUAGUUUUAACCUUAUAGAUGAUUUGUUUGAAACAAUCGGUAAUCGCGAAUCGCAGGUGAAGAAGAUAGCUUGUGUAAAUUGUCAAGCCAGAGGUUACUUUCCAUGUCCUGAUUGUUCUAAACUAUAAUCAGUGUGGUUUUGUCUUGUUUGCCAAUAAGUGUUUUCUUGGCUACAAUAUUGAAUCUCAACAUGUUUGAUCCUUCAGACAUUGUGGUAUAUGCAACAAUAGUUUAUCUUUUGCUACUCAUUGUGAUUUGUGUGCAAUGUGUGUGACUGAUUUAAAUCCGGAAGUACCGAGUUUGGUUCCUACUCAUAAAAAGAAAUGCAAGUGAUUUGUGUGCAA
Messenger RNA from Lathyrus oleraceus (garden pea), 890 nucleotides. RefSeq lists its product as uncharacterized. The transcript has 3 exons. Bases 342 to 674 code for a protein of 110 amino acids. Lineage: Eukaryota; Viridiplantae; Streptophyta; Magnoliopsida; Fabales; Fabaceae. The record is from RefSeq and is a predicted model, not a curated record.